This is a messenger RNA of Zingiber officinale, 3559 nucleotides long. RefSeq names its product beta-hexosaminidase 1-like. Gene Ontology annotation, molecular function: beta-N-acetylhexosaminidase activity. Lineage: Eukaryota; Viridiplantae; Streptophyta; Magnoliopsida; Zingiberales; Zingiberaceae. The transcript has 16 exons. The record is from RefSeq and is a predicted model, not a curated record. Gene Ontology annotation, biological process: carbohydrate metabolic process; glycosaminoglycan metabolic process. Bases 68 to 1669 code for a protein of 533 amino acids. Gene Ontology annotation, cellular component: membrane.
CCAAGUCCACCGCCACCAAGGCACACCAAUUCCAUCAUCCUCCGCCGUCUCGCGUUCCUCCGCCGUCAUGCCUUCCGAGGCCGUUUGUUUCCUCCUCCUCCUAUUACUCUCCCUCCUCACCCCGCCCUCCCAUGGCCGGAGCAUCCCUCGCCGGAGCAUCCCUCGUCGCCACUGGAUCCCCUCCACUAACGAUUCCCCUGUCUACCUCUGGCCCCUUCCCAAGCAAUUCAACCACGGCGAUGGUAUCCUCUGCGUGGAUCCUGACCUAUCGCUCGACCUCCAGGUACCCGGAGACUACUUAGAAAUCGUAUCUGAUGCGUUCGAGAGGUAUAAAGAUCUGAUUUUUACGCACUGGGAGAGGUCCGCUCGCCGGAGCUCCGCAGAGUACGAUGUCGCGAAGAUGACGGUGAUCGUUUCUUCAACUAAUGAUACGCUUCAAUUCGGUGUCGAUGAGAGCUAUAUGCUAUACGUGGGUAGAGGAGAUGGGCUUUCAGUUGUUAAAGGAGCUACGAUCGAGGCUAAUACUAUUUACGGGGCUCUGCGAGGCUUAGAGACUUUCAGUCAAUUAUGCAUACCCAACUACGAAAAUAAAAGUGUUGAAAUUCAGAAAGCGCCAUGGUCCAUCAAAGACGAACCUCGAUUUAACUUCCGAGGGCUUCUAAUCGACACCUCACGGCAUUACUUACCUGUGAAUGUGAUUAAGCAAGUGAUUGAUGCUAUGUCCUAUGCUAAACUUAAUGUUCUUCAUUGGCACAUUUUAGAUGAAGAAUCAUUCCCUUUAGAGGUACCUUCAUAUCCAAAUUUGUGGAAAGGUUCUUACUCAAAGUUGGAGCGAUACACAAUUGAAGAUGCUUAUGAAGUUGUUGACUUUGCAAAGAAAAGAGGAAUCCACAUUAUGGCUGAAGUUGAUGUCCCUGGGCACGCUGAAUCCUGGGGUUCUGGUUAUCCUGAUCUAUGGCCUUCUGCUAAUUGUACAGAGCCCCUGGAUGUGAGCAAAAAUUUUACUUUCGAAGUAAUUUCUGGAAUUUUGUCUGAUAUGAGAAAGAUCUUUCCAUUUGAACUUUUUCACUUGGGGGGAGAUGAAGUCCAUACUGAUUGUUGGUCUUCAACUCCUCAUGUCAAGCAAUGGCUUCAGGAGCGAAACAUGACUAAUAAGGAAGCAUACCAAUAUUUUGUAUUGAGGGCUCAGAAGAUAGCUGCAGAUCUUGGUUGGAUUCCUGUUAACUGGGAAGAGACAUUCAAUACAUUCAACAAAAGCCUCAAUCCACAGACUGUUGUACAUAAUUGGUGGGGUCCUGGAGUCUGUCCAGAAGUGGUUGAGAAGGGUUUUAGAUGUAUUGUAAGCAACCAAGGUGUCUGGUAUCUUGAUCAUCUUGAUAUCCCAUGGGAGGACUUCUACACCAAUGAGCCAUUAGAAGGGAUAAACAAUACGGCACAACAGAAUCUUGUGCUUGGUGGUGAAGUUUGCAUGUGGGGAGAGAUGGCUGAUACAUCUGUUGUUCAGCAAACAAUCUGGCCUCGUGCUGCUGCAGCUGCAGAGCGCUUGUGGAGCCCCUUGGAGUCAACCUCCACCGGUAACCUCAACACCACCGUGUUGCCGCGCUUACAUUACUUCAGAUGUUUGUUGAACCGCCGAGGAAUAGCUGCUGCUCCAGUGACCAACAAGUAGAGAUGUAGAGAUGUCGGAGAUACAUGGAGUGACUUGGCCUGUGGCAGCAGAACUUUGAGCGUUGGUGCGAUCAUUGCAGGCAGUUGUCAUCUGGAUUCAGCAUAAGUAGCCAGAUUAAGCCGGGAACAGUUGUUGAAGUGGUGGUGAUGAUGAUGAUGAUGGCGAGGUGAUGAUGCUAAGGUGGGGGUGUUGUCCAAUCCUUGGGGACGGGUUGUGAGAGAUGUCUGAGGUGAGUAUAAUCAUCUUUUAUUAUAAUCAUCUUUGUCCGAUCCAUGCCAUGUGUUCCAACUUGAACGGCGUGGCUUGACCUAUGCAUACUAGAGGAAAAUGUUAGAGGAUGUCAGAAUUAUUCAACAAUGUGCGAGUAGUGAUAAAGUUGGGAAAGCAAAACUGACUAAAAAUUGUGAAGAGAGAUUCUAAACUAUUAGAUGAUACAUGCACUUACUUAGGUACUUAUAGGUGUAGAUCAUGACUACCCUCGUCGAGGUGUUUGAGAAAAUAGAAACUGUUUUGACUAUUUCUCAACUUAAUUAUCAUUAAUUAUGUUAACCUUGAUCUUGAUCCGACUUACCCAGAUCGCUAGAUAACAUCUUCUAUCAGUUGUCUAGAAGCAGCUUCGGUCACCUGCAUGCUUCGGUCUUCCUGACCUAGCUAUGGUCGUGCCUAGAACUAUCGAACUUUGCUUCCCUGCAAUAGUUGCACGUAAUGAGUAUGAUAUAAGAUCUUAAAUUACUCGUACUUACUUUGGGUCUAAAUAUUCGACUCCCAGCUGACCCAUCCAAAUUGACUUGUCAAGCUAUAGCUCCUAGUUGAUUCCAUUUGAAAUUUUUUGUCAAGCAUUUAGCUUCCAGCUGACUCCACUUGGACUUUUGUGUCAAACCUUUAACUUCUAGCUAAGUCCACUUGAACUUAAUCCACCUUGUUCUCAACUAAGAUUUUCUUGUUGGUUCCCAACUAAGAUUUAGUUCAUUCUUGAUUUCCAAUCAGGACUUCGGUCAUUACCUAGUUCCACUAGGACUUAGUCACAUGUUCAUGCACAUUUGAUAUCAACUUGUUAGAUCUUAACAAACUUAUUUUUAACCUUAGUCGUACAUUAAAACUUUGGGUUUAAUAUUGUACUCCCAGCACCUACAAAACCUUGGCUUUGGGACAUCAUUAGCUUACCUCAGUUCUUCUUGACCUACUAGGACAUAAGUCAAAGUAUUUAAUUUCUAAUUUACUUAGCUUCAUAUUUGUUUCUUAACCUACUUUGACUUCCGUAUGUUAAGUAUUCAAUCCUCGACCUACUAUGUAGUCCAGUUGCUCAGUAUUCAAUCCUUGAUCUACUAUCAUUAUUGAACCUACUAUACAUGUUAAAUUCACUUGGGGCCCUGGGGUUAUGGUGCAGUGGAUGGGCGUCUAAUUGUCACCCAGACAUCCAUGAUUUGAUUCCUAGCUACGACGUAUUUACAAAGAUUUUUUCUCUAAAUAAGACUUGCAAUCAAGGGAUGUUGGGCUUUUGGGUUGCUCGUCGCGAGCACCGAUUUAUCCUUGAGGUCUGUGGGAAACUUCCGUGAGAUCAGAUCGAUCAUCUUGGAUUCGACAUUACAUGACCUGAUUAAUUAUUUUAAAUUCACUUGGGUACUUGACACAUAAAAUCAUGACAUCAACUUAAAGUUUGCUCAAACACCAAAAUCAUAUGCUUAGGAGUAUGAUCACACCAACAAUUAGUACAAUAACGCUUAUCUAUAGAUCAUGUACCUUUGGAUGUUUUUGCCCACAAUUAACCUAAAUUGAACAAUUUUAGAGAACUAAAAAGUUUUAGUUUUAUUCAUUUGUCUAAAAUUGACACUUUAAGCUUGUAUCUACAACAGCUUUGAAACACUUGUAAUUUAGUGCAAAUACUAAUUA